UCUUCGCGCAAACAACCGCACACCACCUGCUCGAUCAAUUUCCCCGCUCACCUCCGCCCGUGCUGAUGAGCUUUCUCGCCGGGCGCCUCGCCGCACAGGAGGGUGCGUACUUCCUCCAGGAGUCCAGGAACGCCGCCGGCCGCCUCGCGCAGAAGCUCCCGGCGUCCGAACAUGGGCCCAGGCCGGCACCCCCGCCUCCGUCGCCCGACGUGCUGCCGGAGAUCCUCCGCCACUCCAUGCCUUUACGGCCCACGCCGCCUCCGCCCGACCCAACCCUGUACGGUUCCACCCGCUGGGCCCUCCCACCAGGCGGCGCGGAGGCUGCCGGGGUGUCCCCCGACGUGCUCAACCCGCUCCGGUCGUACGUCGCGCUGCCGCAGGCCACCUUCGGCAUCGGCCCCAAAAGAUGGAAACUUCCAACUGACAGACAUUACUAUUCACCAUCAAGCACCAUUGAUCCGCGACGUGAUAUGCAUCCUCCUCCCAUGGACCCUGAGAAGUUGAAGGCCAUAAUUGCUAGAUACUCACAGGUUGGAAAGGCGCUCCUUAGCAUUGCUGGGACUGUAUUGGUGAUUGGAGAAGCAACAGCUGAGCUGCUGUGCACGGCCAAUAAGCUUCAGUUGCAUUCUGUCGACGACGUCAGAGCUAAAGGAAAAGAACAUGCUGAUAUGAUCAAAGUACAGCUAACUCCACUAAGGAAAUGGGCUGAAGACACGUCCCAAAAAUGGCACUACAAAGGCAAGAAAGUGUCCAAGGAGAAGCCUGUCCUUGAUAGAGAGCUUUCAAGAGCACUCAGCGCUAAGAAGCCUCCGAAUUGAUCAAUACAUACAACCGGUUGUUGUUGUUGUUGUUGACAAACACAAGUUGAUACAGCUAUCCAUCAUUACGAAACUCCUUGUUGUAUCAUGUAAGUCCACCAUUAUAAAACUUCUCGUUUGUUUUGUUUUACAUGUUUACCUUGUCUAUAUGUGUAAGAUUAUAAGGAACCAAACCCAUGUAGAUAUGUAAUAUGUUACCCAUAUAUUGAAUAAGGCACAGAUCAUUUUGACGUGGGAAGCCGGCCUAUAGCUGUAUGAGCUUGUGUUUGUCAUAUCUGGAGCUCUUAACGUCUAAUUUGCCACACUGGUGAAGAGAAACAGUACACGAGUAUGAGGCUACUAGAGUUACGCGAAAAGGUCCACAGAGAUAAUUAUUAUUUUUGCUUUGGGAUAUCGAUAAGGGCAUUGCUGCAUCACACGAAAAAUAUAGUAUACUGAUUUUCCUAACAGUGGGGGGUUCCCCAACUGAAUUUGAUCUCAUCCAAAGAAAAUAUUGGUCCAAUUUAUAAAGAAAACCAUAUCGAAGACCAUACAGGCCAAGGGGCAACACAUCAUGCCAAAGCAAGAACAAAGAAAACGCAAAAACACCCCAAACAUAGUUAGAGCACAACGUAAAAGGCAACUACUAGAGGACAUGUGGAUGAGGGAGCAACACAGAUUA
Molecule: messenger RNA, 1479 nt
Organism: Hordeum vulgare subsp. vulgare (domesticated barley)
Lineage: Eukaryota; Viridiplantae; Streptophyta; Magnoliopsida; Poales; Poaceae
Exons: 5
Coding region: 66-818 (250 amino acids)
Source: RefSeq, a predicted model, not a curated record